UCCUGGCGGCGCGGCGGGGAUGGCGGCGGACGGGCGGCGCGACGACGAGGAGCUGCCGGUGUACCUGGCGCGGCCCGGCUCGGCGGCGACGCCUCGUCCGAAGCGCGGGGGGCUCUUCUGCAACGUCGAGGGCGCCUUCGAGAGCAAGACCCUCGACUUUGGGGCGCUGCGCGUUGGGCAGCGCCGCGCCCCGCCGCCGACCGGCCCCGACCCUCCGCCCGCCGCGGCCCCCAGCCCCGCUCAGGACGCUGGCGGCCUCCCCGCCACCGCCGGGGACGAGCGGCUCCAGGACCCGGCCCCCGCGGACGACAGGAGUGAUCGUCUCCUUAUUAAAGGAGGGCGAAUAGUCAAUGAUGACCAGUCAUUCUAUGCUGACAUUUAUGUGGAGGAUGGCCUCAUAAAGCAGAUCGGAGACAACCUGAUUGUUCCUGGAGGGGUCAAAACCAUAGAAGCCAAUGGGAAGAUGGUGAUCCCUGGAGGAAUUGAUGUCCACACUCGCCUGCAGAUGCCAUACAAGGGAAUGACCUCUGUGGAUGAUUUCUUCCAAGGAACAAAAGCAGCUCUGGCUGGUGGAACCACCAUGAUUAUUGAUCAUGUGGUGCCGGAGCCCGAGUGCAGCCUGGCCGAGGCGCUGGAGCGGUGGCGGGAGUGGGCGGACGGCAAGGCCUGCUGCGACUACGCCCUGCACGUGGACAUCCCUCGCUGGAGCGACCGCGUCCGGCAGGAGCUGCACGCCAUGGUCCAGGAGAAAGGUGUUAACUCCUUCAUGGUGUACAUGGCCUACAAGGAUUUGUACCAGAUGUCCAACACUGAGCUGUAUGAGAUUUUCAGCUGCCUGGCAGAGCUGGGUGCCAUAGCUCAAGUUCAUGCAGAAAAUGGGGAUAUAAUUGCACAGGAACAAGCCAGGAUGUUGGAGAUGGGAAUAACAGGCCCUGAAGGCCAUGUGCUGAGCAGACCUGAGGAGCUGGAAGCAGAAGCUGUCUUCCGGGCCAUCACUAUUGCCAGCCAGACCAACUGUCCUCUCUACGUGACUAAAGUGAUGAGCAAAAGUGCUGCUGACCUGAUCUCACAAGCCCGAAAAAAAGGCAUUGUGGUGUUUGGUGAGCCCAUCACGGCCAGUCUGGGGACUGAUGGAACACACUACUGGAGCAAGAACUGGGCAAAGGCUGCAGCAUUUGUGGUCUCUCCGCCUCUGAGCCCAGACCCAACCACUCCUGACUACCUUAACUCCCUCCUGGCCAGUGGUGACCUGCAGGUGUCAGGAAGUGCCCACUGUACCUUCAGCACUGCGCAGAAAGCCAUUGGCAAGGACAACUUCACAGCAAUCCCAGAGGGAACCAAUGGCGUAGAGGAACGAAUGUCUGUCAUCUGGGACAAGGCCGUGGCCACUGGAAAGAUGGAUGAAAACCAGUUUGUGGCUGUGACAAGCACUAAUGCUGCCAAAAUCUUCAACCUGUAUCCACGAAAAGGGAGAAUAGCAGUGGGCUCGGACAGCGAUCUGGUUAUAUGGGAUCCUGAUGCAGUAAAAAUCAUCACAGCGAAAACCCAUCAGUCUGUGGCUGAAUACAACAUCUUUGAGGGGAUGGAGCUCCGUGGGGCCCCACUGGUGGUCAUAUGCCAGGGGAAGAUCAUGCUGGAGGAUGGCAACCUGCAUGUGACCCAGGGGACCGGACGAUUCCUGCCCAGCAGCCCUUUCCCUGACUACGUCUACAAGCGCAUCAAAGCCAGGAGGAAGAUGGCAGAGGUGCAUGCUGUGCCCCGGGGCUUGUAUGACGGACCUGUGUUUGACCUGACCACCACCCCCAAGGGGGGCACCCCUGCGGGGUCAACCAGGGGGUCCCCCACGCGUCAGACACCGCCCGUCAGGAAUCUCCAUCAGUCUGGAUUCAGCCUGUCGGGUACCCAGGUUGAUGAAGGCAUGCGCUCAGCGAGCAAGCGCAUUGUCGCGCCCCCGGGAGGCCGCUCCAACAUCACCUCCCUGAGCUAAAUGUCCCGGCUGAGGAGGAGACAAAACCCUGUUCAAGCAAAGGAGGAAAAAUGGUACAUUGGUGUUGAAGAAUGAAAAGAAAUAAACCUGUUCUGAAGAAUCAAUAAGCCUCAAGCCUUAUGUUUCACAAAUGCUACUUGCUACCUAGCUUUAAAGAUGUUGCUUCAUUUUGUUUUUGCAUAGCCUUAAAGUUCUGUUGUUGUUACUGUUGUGGGUUUGGUUGGGUUGUGUUUUGCUCUUCCUCUCUGUAUGCAUGCUGCUCGGACAGGUUGCUCGGUUCAAUGUUAUUGGUGUUGAACGUGUGUGGGAUGCCGUGGUGUGGGACAGUGGGAAUGGCCCACAGGGCGACCCGGCCAGGCAGGUGAGGGGCAGGGUCUGGCCGGGGGCAGGAUGUCGGACGGGGAGGGCAGGUGCACUGAGCUCGUAGGGAGAGGUGGGUCUGUCACAUUCAUCUCCUUCAUCUCCGCCCAAUGCUCUGGCGUUUCAUCAUGAGGCCUGUGGGGGAGCUCGAAUCAUCUCUGUAACAGCUGUCACAGCACCUUGUGUAAGGAGUUUUACUACUUUGUACACUUUAUUAAAAAAAAAGUUGUUCCUUCAAACA
Molecule: messenger RNA, 2588 nt
Organism: Zonotrichia leucophrys gambelii
Lineage: Eukaryota; Metazoa; Chordata; Aves; Passeriformes; Passerellidae
Gene: DPYSL3
Product: dihydropyrimidinase like 3
Exons: 14
Coding region: 20-1987 (655 amino acids)
Biological process (GO): actin crosslink formation
Cellular component (GO): cytoplasm
Molecular function (GO): hydrolase activity, acting on carbon-nitrogen (but not peptide) bonds
Source: RefSeq, a predicted model, not a curated record